Molecule: messenger RNA, 1710 nt
Organism: Lodderomyces elongisporus
Lineage: Eukaryota; Fungi; Ascomycota; Pichiomycetes; Serinales; Debaryomycetaceae
Gene: TDA11
Exons: 1
Coding region: 1-1710 (569 amino acids)
Source: RefSeq, a predicted model, not a curated record
AUGAGCCAAUUUGCCGACACAACAGCUAUGGAGACGACGGAACGGAAAACUAGAGACCAACAGAGAACUCCAUCACCUCCCAAAAUUGACUACCUGAGUAAAAGCAAAGAUAGGUACCUGUUGCCAAAACCAUUACAUGUAAGUCGACUGCGCACUGGACUGGUUUCAAACUCAGCUACCAAUAACAAUAAUGGCAUUUCCAAUAGUCACAAACCAUUAAAAUUGACGACGACUGCACUGAUUGCACCUAAUGCACCUAAUGCACACACUGCAUUGACUGCACCAUCAGAGUCUACGACAACACCAAAUAGUAAUAAAACUCAACUGCAGCCAAAAACAAAAGGGUUGAAUAUAUUCGCAGUGUCUCCAAUUACUCCCAGCAGCAUAACCAAAAAUUCAGCUCUCCAACUGGACUCUACAGAUUUGUUGAAACGCAACGGUAGUCAGCUGCGGCACCAACGGAGGAGAUCUUCAAUAAUUUCAGAGUCACUGCCUCUACCCCUGUUGAUAGAAACAAGCGAUGAUCUCAGCUUUGAUGAAAAAGUACUGUUCUUCGGCCCUUCGUCCAGAAAGUCACCCGAGUUAAAGUAUGAUGUUCCACUACCGCUGAAUGAGAAAUUGCGUGAAAUGUCUAUUGACGAACAACUUAGACUUUUGGCGUUAAAAGAAAUGUGUCUUGUUGAAAUUAAAGAUCAGAUUCAAAAUUUGAACAGUAAACUUAGUAGUCACGAGAAUGAGUUGCACGAUCUAAGGCAAGUUAUACAACGAUCAUUAUAUCAGGAAUUGAGUGGAGCAACAAGUAACAAUAAUGGCCAGAAUGAUAGUAUGAAUGAUAAUGAUAAUAAUAAUAAUAAUAAUAAUAUGGAUAAUAACAACAAUAGUAACAAACACAAUAAAAAUAAUGGUGGUAAUCUUGACAGAAAUAACAACAGCACAACAUCGAUUUUGCUGAGCCGGCAAAGAACCAAUAGCAACCCUAGAGAUCAGGCACUUGAAAGUUUGCGUGGCCGUCGCAGAGCACUGCUCAUUGGUCCGAACAAAGAAGAUGAAAUAAAAAAGACUGGCGAAGAAGACAGCAAGUCCAAGAUCUGGAGCGGAUUGACCAAGUCACUUAAUGUAUUGAAUCAGUUGGACUCGUUUGUUUCAAAUGAAUUUGAGCAAUCACUAAAAACGAAUAAAGAUGGCCAAAUCGCACACAGUGAGCAGCAGCAGCAGCAACAAAAAAAUCACCAUUCGUCACAUAAACCAAGAAAAUCCGAAGACUCUAUAACUAGUGUUGGCACAGUGUCUUCGCCUUUGCAAAGCAGAUCGGCCAGAUCAUUGCUGGAGUACAGAGCAAGUCAGGAUAGAAAAUCAGAUGAUAUGAUACACACGGUUUCGUCUUCGAUUUGGUCGUUUGUUAAUGAAGUCAAAACAAACGUUUUAGCAUCGCUUAGCGAGGAGACUGAUUAUGGUAAACCACCACAGUCACCGCAGUCUCCACAACCACUGCAGCCGAGACCAUCUCAACAACGCCAGAGCCAACAGAACAACACUAUACAUACAUUAGAUAAUGGGUCGGUUGUGAGUUUGGACAACGACAGGAAUGUUGUUAAACAAGUACUGCCCAAUUGUUUUGACGAUCUGGAAUUGUUGAUUGACCUUGAAGAUGAUUAUGAAGCCGCUGCUGGUGAAAAGCUUGACUUAUCGAUUUAUAAGAAAAUGGAAUAG